This is a messenger RNA of Pelobates cultripes (western spadefoot toad), 396 nucleotides long. NCBI's taxonomy places the organism in Eukaryota, Metazoa, Chordata, Amphibia, Anura, Pelobatidae. The record is from the annotation of a GenBank genome assembly.
AUGGAGAGGAAGAGAUCAAGAUCCCCCAGAUACACAAUAGAGAGAAACAACUACAACCAUUAUCACCGUCAAUCCCCUACCACAAAUAGAGUACAGUUUGAGACCAAACAUAGAGGGUAUGAAGGGAGAAGGAGUCAAACUUCACCUAUUGGAAAGAAGACAUCUAGAGACAAAAGAGAAACCCCGAUUAAGUCUCCUAUGAGUACACCACAUAUAGAAUCCCACACCAUUCUUACUCAGAAGAGGGAUUUUUUAGGGGAUUUUUUAGAGAAAAGAGAAGAGACGAAAACGGCACUAAAGAAAUCAUGGAGAGAAAGGGGGGACCAACUACGAUCCCCAAUCCUGAGGAAAAGACAAAGAAGAGAAGAAGACAGGGAAGAAACAAACCAAAUUUAG